Saccostrea echinata is the source of this 1125-nucleotide messenger RNA. Its product is annotated as inositol hexakisphosphate kinase 3-like. Lineage: Eukaryota; Metazoa; Mollusca; Bivalvia; Ostreida; Ostreidae. Gene Ontology annotation, biological process: inositol phosphate biosynthetic process; phosphatidylinositol phosphate biosynthetic process. The coding region runs from base 83 to 1120 and encodes 345 amino acids. Gene Ontology annotation, cellular component: cytoplasm; nucleus. The record is from RefSeq and is a predicted model, not a curated record. The transcript is spliced from 6 exons. Gene Ontology annotation, molecular function: inositol hexakisphosphate kinase activity.
GUUAUUAAAAAACAUAAUUCCAGGAAGAGACAUGUGACACUUUGGUAUCACGCUUUUUAACCACCGAUGUGUUCUUAUACGGAUGCCUCAAGUUGAGCACAUGGGUGAGACAGACUUAGAGAUAGUGACCGUGACCCCAUUUGUUCAUCAGGUCGGAGGUCACACAUGCGUACUGCAGGUCACCCCUUAUAUCGUCUGCAAGCCUUACCAAGAAAAUGAGGUUCUGUUUUAUAGGAAAUUACCAGAGGUUUUGCAAGGAUUUGUGCCUUUUUAUAGAGGGUUGAUCAAGAUCCACUGUGAGUAUAGUAAUGACAGUAUCAAGUUUUACGGAGAGGUUGCUAAAGGUUCCGUGAGACCCAUUCAUAACUCCUUAAAUGACGAUAUUAGGGAGGAAAUCUGUUUGAUCAAUGAAAGCGUCUCCGGGAGUGAAGCUGAUGAAAGCCUUCGUGCCUGGAGUGAUCAAUGCAUUCGUCGUCAGAUUGACAGGUACGGAUACUGGAGCGAGGGAAAAGCGCAGCAAUUCAUAAUGCUGGAGAACCUGGUGGCGCCUUACCGCUUCCCUUGUGUCAUGGAUCUCAAAAUGGGAACCAGUCAUAGGUCACCGGAAGCAUCAGAGGCAAAAAGGAGAAUGCUGGAAGAAAGAUGGCUGUCUUCAACUUCCGCCUCCCUCGGAUUCCGGAUGUGUGGAAUCCAAGUUUACAAAAACGACACCAAAAGUUAUGUGUCACAUGAUAAGUAUUUUGGACGUGGAUUGGACAAGAAUGGCGUCAGAGAUGAAAUGAAUAAUUUCUUCCAUGAUGGUUUGUCAUUAAGAAAAGACGUAAUAGCGUCCAUAGUAACCAAAUUACGUCAGAUGGUAGCGGCCUUAGAUACACAGGGUGCCUUCAAGCUUUUUUCCUGUUCACUUUUGAUUCUCUAUGAAGGUGAUAUUCCUCUUGCCAAUGACAAAGGUGUUCCGAGUGUGCCUUCGAUAGACGUCCAGUGCAAUACCGAUAUUCGACUGAUCGACUUCGCCAAUGCGAUAGAGACAUCAAGCUGUAAUAAGCAAGAUCUUUCUACCAAGGCAGGGAUUCGCUUUGGUAUUAAAAACCUAAUAACAUUAUUGGAAGAGCUCUUGUAAAACAA